Molecule: messenger RNA, 1186 nt
Organism: Capsicum annuum
Lineage: Eukaryota; Viridiplantae; Streptophyta; Magnoliopsida; Solanales; Solanaceae
Exons: 2
Coding region: 194-952 (252 amino acids)
Source: RefSeq, a predicted model, not a curated record
GAUAAUUAUAUUUCCCCCUCAUAAUUAUUUGACAAUUAUUAACAAAAUAAUCGAAUGACAACAGACGCCACAAAUGUGCACCACAAUCUACUAAUGUACGCACUUUCCUCUUCCUCUUUUCCACCAGCAAUACAAAACGUUUACCCCAUUACCACCCCACCCCACCCCCACUCCACCCCCUUUUUUCUCUAACAUGCACCAUCACCUCCUUUCUUCCUCCAUUACUAUGGCUCCUUCUUCUUCUUCUUCCAAACCCCUCAAAAAACCUUUAAAUUCUUCAAACCCUAAUUCAAAUUCCCCAAAUUGCCCCUCAUCAUCCACCACCACCCUCUGUAAUCACUCCCCUUCAGCUACCCUUGAUCUUCUCAUCUUCAUCCUUGUACUUUUCUCUGGUGCUUUCCUCAUCAUUUCUUACUUCUCUUACAUAUUCAAUUCCCUUUCUCUCCUUUUCCCUUACUCACCUUCCCUUUUACUCAACACCUUUUUAACCCAUUUUCAACAACUCGAUGUUUCUACCCACUACAUAUUCUACACAUUCUUUGUUCUUGUUUUCCUCUUUGUGUUGAUUUUCUUUGAGAUCUGUUGUGGGUUUGGGUUUAGAUCAAGGAAAUGUGGGAAAUCUGGGUGUAAAGGGUUGAGAAGGGCAAUGGAAUUUGACUUACAAUUACAAGGUGAAGAAUGCUUUUUGAGAUCUGGGGCUGGGGUGUGUGAGAGUAGUAAAGCUGUGAGAGAGAUUAAUGAGUUGCCUUGGAAAGGUGGGACUGAGAAUAAUCCAGAUUAUGAAUGUCUUCGUGCUGAGUUGAGAAAAAUGGCACCACCUAAUGGACGUGCUGUGCUGUUGUUUAGGUCUAAAUGUGGUUGUCCUGUUGCUAAACUUGAAGGUUGGGGUGCUAAACGAGGCCGUCGCCAUAAGAAGACUCUGGCACUUAAUGGUAAAGCUGAUAAUCGCUGAAUGUUAAUGAUUGCAUAUCGGGAUCUAGUUUGUUACCUUCUGAAUUUCAGAAGCAUGGGAAAUUGAUAUUGUUGUUUAGAACCAUUUUUAUUGAUCCCAUUGACUGAGCUUCGCCUCCUUGGAACUUACUUUAGAACAAUGCUCAAUGUGUACAAACUUAUAGACGGGACUUAUUUCUCAAUGCUCAAGAAGCACAUAUCAUAAAACAUGAAUAAAUUACAUAAUUAGCAGUCA